This is a messenger RNA of Pseudoliparis swirei, 3224 nucleotides long. Its product is annotated as protein transport protein Sec61 subunit alpha. The transcript has 12 exons. The record is from RefSeq and is a predicted model, not a curated record. Gene Ontology annotation, molecular function: ribosome binding; transmembrane protein transporter activity; signal sequence receptor activity. Gene Ontology annotation, biological process: SRP-dependent cotranslational protein targeting to membrane, translocation; post-translational protein targeting to membrane, translocation. Bases 103 to 1533 code for a protein of 476 amino acids. Lineage: Eukaryota; Metazoa; Chordata; Actinopteri; Perciformes; Liparidae. Gene Ontology annotation, cellular component: membrane; Sec61 translocon complex.
GUCUCUCCUGCUCGCUCAUUUCUCACGGAGAGGCUGAUGGAGCCGCACUGACUCCGCGGAGCACUCACACACCCGUCACCAGGAACUCGGACUCAGGACGCCAUGGGGAUUAAGUUUUUGGAAGUCAUCAAGCCGUUCUGUGCGAUCUUGCCAGAAAUUCAGAAACCAGAAAGAAAGAUUCAAUUUAGAGAAAAAGUACUAUGGACCGCCAUCACGCUAUUCAUCUUCCUGGUCUGCUGCCAGAUUCCUCUUUUUGGCAUCAUGUCUUCAGAUUCAGCAGAUCCUUUCUACUGGAUGAGAGUGAUCCUGGCUUCCAACAGAGGUACUCUGAUGGAGCUGGGCAUCUCACCCAUUGUCACCUCGGGCCUCAUCAUGCAGCUGCUGGCCGGUGCCAAGAUCAUUGAGGUGGGAGACAGUCCAAAGGACCGCGCCCUUUUCAAUGGAGCUCAGAAAUUGUUUGGAAUGAUCAUCACCAUCGGACAGGCCAUUGUGUACGUUAUGACCGGCAUGUAUGGAGACCCUUCGGAGAUGGGUGCCGGUAUAUGCUUGAUCAUCAUCAUCCAGCUCUUUGUCGCAGGUCUGAUUGUCCUGCUGCUGGAUGAGCUGCUCCAGAAGGGCUACGGUCUGGGCUCCGGUAUCUCUCUCUUCAUCGCAACCAACAUCUGCGAGACGAUCGUCUGGAAGGCCUUCAGCCCCACCACCGUCAACACGGGCCGAGGUACUGAGUUUGAGGGAGCCAUCAUUGCUAUGUUUCAUCUCCUGGCCACCCGCUCGGACAAGGUGCGCGCCCUGAGAGAGGGCUUCUACAGGCAAAACCUGCCCAACCUCUUGAACCUCAUGGCCACCGUCUUUGUGUUUGCCGUGGUCAUAUACUUCCAGGGCUUCCGGGUGGACCUGCCCAUCAAGUCGGCGCGCUAUCGUGGUCAAUACAACACCUACCCCAUCAAGCUGUUCUACACCUCCAACAUACCCAUCAUCCUGCAGUCUGCCCUGGUCUCCAAUCUCUACGUGAUUUCUCAGAUGCUCUCGACGCGCUUCAGCGGCAACUUCCUCGUCAACCUCCUGGGGACGUGGUCUGACUCCACGGGCGGGGGACCGGCUCGGGCCUACCCAGUUGCCGGUCUCUGCUACUACCUGUCUCCUCCGGAGUCGUUUGGUUCUGUCAUGGACGACCCGGUUCACGCCGGCAUCUACAUCGUCUUCAUGCUCGGUUCCUGCGCCUUCUUCUCCAAGACCUGGAUCGAGGUCUCGGGGUCCUCUGCCAAAGAUGUGGCGAAGCAGCUGAAGGAGCAGCAGAUGGUUAUGAGGGGACACAGAGAGACCUCGAUGGUGCAUGAGCUCAACAGGUACAUCCCCACAGCGGCUGCCUUUGGUGGCCUCUGCAUAGGAGGGCUGUCAGUCAUGGCCGACUUCCUGGGUGCGAUCGGUUCGGGUACAGGAAUCCUCUUGGCUGUGACCAUCAUCUACCAGUACUUUGAAAUCUUCGUGAAGGAGCAGAGCGAAAUGGGCAGCAUGGGAGCGCUGCUUUUCUAGGAGAACACCAACCUUCUGACGCGCAUCGGACACAAAGCACCCCCCAACCCCUCCAUCUUUUAUUUUUGAAUUAUUAUUUUUUUUACAAAUCGCACAUUCAGUACAUUUUUCUGCUGGGGUAGGUCAUCUUUCGCCCUCGCCUGGGUUUCCCAUCGUUACCUCCAGCCUGACAAUGCUGUGAAAAUCCACAGUAUUGUACGUCUUCAGUCCUUGUGCUCCAUAGCUGUCACCCAUCUACCUGCAGGCUGCCUCUGUACCCACGGACUGUCUCAUCAGCUGAAGAAUGCCUAAAAGCACAGAGUGUGAGGUGCUGUCUUCGACUUACCUCAGGCAUUGUUCAUUGCAUUAUGUUCAAGAAACACGAAGACGACGACGACCACGAGUUGGUGCUUAUUUCAAUCUGAAAGCACCGCCUGGAUUUUUCGGUAGCAAUCAAGCUCGAGGUUUCUGGGGGCCCGUAGUAGGAUGUGAAAAGUAUAAAUACAAUAUGCUUGUACUCCUAAUAAGGGUUCUUGUAAUCUCAGUCAAGCUUUCGGUGGUUUUUAUUUACCUUUUUAUCUCAAAUGAUGGACUAUGUUUAUCUUCACGCUGGUCUUAUGUCGGGCACAGGGGUUGCCCUUUGUCUCCGGGUCCUCAAAGGAAAGUUGGUCAGCGUCGUCAUGCUCUUUUUCUUCCCACUGCCGAGAUGGUCGGGCCGAGGGUGGGUUUGAUAGGGAUGAAAAGGGGGUUUUAUUAUUUUGUUUUUACUUUAUGUAACAAACAUAAUUGUUAUUAAAAAAAAAAGAAGAAAAAAAACAUGUUUUGAUUCCUAUCGUCUCAACUCCCCAGGGCUGUAAGUUUAGCUCCCAUUAGUUGUGCUUUAUAACUUGGCUGUAUUUUACUACAAUUCACUUAACUUCCACUAGAGGUCACUUUAUUUUUCUUUUCAUUUUAUUUAUUUAUUUGUACAGGGACCGUACAGAUUAAUCAACCCAUGGGUAAAUGUGUUAACGUUAGCUAAGGCUAAAUUUCAGCUUUGGUCCCUGUGGCCAGAUGUUACAGCCUUCACUAAAGGAGUAAGAGGUUAACACGGUAACAUAAUAGAAAAGCAGUAAACAUACAGGUUACGAUAAAAUACAGGCCUCUUCAUAAAAUCAUUAAAACAUAAAAUAAAUUUAAAUAAAAAAACAGACAUAAAAACAAUAAUUAUUUACACAAUCACUGAGGAGGGAGUCACAGUUCAUGCUCACACAUCUGACUGGUAAAAAGCCAGUUCUUCAGGCCAACUUUAUGAGGUUUAAGAUAAACUUGUUUCACGUAAAGAGUAAAAUAUACUCUAUAAAGGGUUUGGGGUGGAGUGGCUAAUUAAACUGAAUGCCUGCACAUUACUACCGGCAACCUUCUCACAUUACAUUCAAUGUUUAUAUAAAAUGUUGCUUAACAGAGAUCUAAGUGGACAAGUAAGGUAAAUCAGUUACCCAUUACGACAUACUGCAAGGGAUCAUUAUUUAUUCAUCAAACAUGAGUUAUGAGCCAAUGCAUGAAUGGUAUUUAAUUAGGUGAUUAAGGUUAUUUUACAUUUUAUUCAUUUUGUAUGUAUCCGCUUGCCCUCUGCAUGUGUGAGCUUAAUAUACAGGACUGUCUCAGAAAAUUAGAAUAUUGUGAUAAAGUUCUUUAUUUUCUGUAAUGCAAUUAAAAAAACAAGAAUGUCA